UUGCAGCUGGAAAACCACAUUGUGCGUCUCCGGGAGGAGCUGGACCGGGAACGGGAAGAACGCAACUACUUCCAGCUGGAGCGUGAUAAGAUUCACACCUUCUGGGACAUCACCCGGCGGCAGCUGGAGGAGAAGAGAGCCGAGCUGCGGAACAAGGACCGGGAGAUGGAGGAGGCGGAGGAACGGCAUCAAGUGGAGAUCAAGGUUUACAAGCAGAAAGUGAAGCACCUGUUGUACGAACACCAGGAAAACCUGACCGAGCUGAAGGCAGAGGACACCCUGUCUCUGAAACGGGCCCAGAAGGAUCACUGGGCCCAGGAGAUGAACCUGUGGAAAGACCUGCGCUCCUUGAAGGUGAAGCUGAAGGAGCAGGAGAUGGCCAACGAGGUGGUGGUGAAAGACUUAUGCCUGAAGCAAGAGGAGGAGAUCACCCGGCUGCGCAACGACUUUGAGAGACAGUUGAAAGAAAUGGAGGCCAAAUACACCAAGAAGAUGCAAGUGCUGCGGGAUGAGCUCGACUUGCAGAGGAAGACGGAGAUCCACGAGGUGGAGGAGAGGAAGAACAGCCAGAUCAGCGAGCUGAUGAGGAACCACGAGAAGGCCUUCAAUGACAUCAAGAACUACUACAACGAUAUCACCAUCAAAAACCUGGCCCUCAUCAACUUGCUGAAGGAGCAGAUGGAGGAGAUGAAGAAGAGAGAGAAUCACUUGGAAAAGGAGAAGAUGGAUGUGCUGCUCCAGAACAAGCAGCUGAAGGAGCCCCUGCAGCAGGCCCAGGAGCAGCUGUCGGAGCUGCAGAAGAAGUUGGCCCACUAUGACAAGGACAAGGAAAGCCUGAUG
Messenger RNA from Antrostomus carolinensis (chuck-will's-widow), 840 nucleotides. It is a transcript of the gene DRC4, whose product is annotated as dynein regulatory complex subunit 4. The record is from RefSeq and is a predicted model, not a curated record. Gene Ontology annotation, cellular component: microtubule; motile cilium; Golgi apparatus. NCBI's taxonomy places the organism in Eukaryota, Metazoa, Chordata, Aves, Caprimulgiformes, Caprimulgidae. The transcript has 5 exons. The annotation marks the transcript as partial. Gene Ontology annotation, biological process: flagellated sperm motility. Gene Ontology annotation, molecular function: microtubule binding; small GTPase binding.